Centropristis striata (black sea bass) is the source of this 1071-nucleotide messenger RNA. RefSeq names its product retinal outer segment membrane protein 1b (gene rom1b). Gene Ontology annotation, biological process: visual perception. NCBI's taxonomy places the organism in Eukaryota, Metazoa, Chordata, Actinopteri, Perciformes, Serranidae. The record is from RefSeq and is a predicted model, not a curated record. Bases 1 to 1071 code for a protein of 356 amino acids. Gene Ontology annotation, cellular component: membrane. The transcript is spliced from 5 exons.
AUGGUGCUGUUGAAGAUAAAGUUCACCCACCAGCGGCGGGUGCGUCUUGCCCAGGGCUUGUGGCUGCUGUCCUGGAUGGCAGUGAUGUGGGGGGCCAUCAUCUUUUGUCUGGGAGUUUACAUUAAGACAGAGCUGCUUCGUAGGGACGAGGUGCUGGACAACACAUCGAUGCACGUGGUGCCCAACAUCCUGAUGAUAGUGGGCCUGGCCUCCAUUGGCACCAACUGGGUCGCCACUCGUGUGUGUCAGGACUCCCUGGACCCAGCCCGCUUCCCCCGCUGGAAAAUUCUCCUGCUGGCCUGGUUUGCUGUGGCUGCAGUGUUGUGUUUUCUUCUCAUCAGUGUUGUGGUGCUCAGCUUCGCCCUACAGGGAAGCCUGGAGGAGUCCUUGAAGGUGGGCCUGAGGAAUGGUAUUCGGUUCUACAAGGACACGGACGUGCCUGGCCGCUGUUUUCAGAAGGAGACCAUCGAUCGCCUGCAGAUCGAGUUCCGCUGCUGUGGAAACAACAACUUCAAGGAUUGGUUUGAAGUUCAGUGGGUCAGCAACAGAUACCUGGACUUCACCUCGCAAGAAGUGAAGGAUCGGAUCCGGAGUAACGUGGACAGCCGUUACCUGUUGGAUGGCGUUCCUUUCAGCUGCUGUAACCCGGCCUCCCCUCGCCCCUGCCUGAGGUACCACCUGACAGAUAACAGGGCCCACUACAACUAUGAGUACCAAACAGAGGAACUCAACCUGUACAACCGCGGCUGCAGGCAGGCUCUGACCGACUACUACAUGGAUCUGAUGAACUCCACUGGUCCCGGUGUGCUGUCUGUCAUCUUAAUACAGCUGUCGGUGCUUUUGAGCCUGCGGUACCUGCAGACAGCCGUGGAAGCAGCCAUGGCUCUGGAGGACCCAGAGGCCGAAAGUGAGGGUUAUCUCCUGGAGAAGGGCAUAAAGGAAACCUUUGAGGACCUCAAAGCCAAUGCCCUCAACAUGAUAAAGCUUAUGCAGGUCGACCCCAGCGCCGCCGAAGGGUCUGAGCCUGCAGAGGGAGAGAAAGCUGAGAAGACCGAAACUCCUGCCAGUUAG